Thelazia callipaeda (thelaziosis nematode) is the source of this 675-nucleotide messenger RNA. The record is from the annotation of a GenBank genome assembly. NCBI's taxonomy places the organism in Eukaryota, Metazoa, Nematoda, Chromadorea, Rhabditida, Thelaziidae.
AUGUUCACGUCAAACUCACAUAAAUUCAAGCAAGAGACAGAUAGAACCGCAGUGGACCGUCAGACGGUUACAGACCCAAAUAGAAGCAGUUAUGAAGUACCUGGAGCAGAACAACAAGCUGCUAAUUUGGAUGACAAAGAAUUUGCUAAGAAAAUUUGCGAUAUACUGCAACGCUACAAAUGGUACCACGGGUUGAUGCCACGGGAUGAAAUUGAAGAAAUGCUCGUGAAGGAUGGUGAUUUUCUUGUCAGACGAACUGAGGUUGAUAGGAAAACAAAACUAGUCGUAUCUGUAAGGAGUAAGGGUAGAAUUAGGCAUAUUCUAAUCAAGUUAUGUGAUGACGGACAGUGGCGUCUCUACAACGUGAAAUCGGAAUCAUUACCUGACCUUAUUGAAGAUCACGUAAAAAAAAGCUUGCCUGUUCAAACUGAUGGUACUAUAUUAAAGCAGCCUGUAAUACGUCCAGAUUAUUACAUACUUCAUGAAAAUAUUAUUGUAAAUAAACGAAUAGGUGGUGGAGCAUUUGGUGAAGUUUACAAAGGAAAGCUAAAAACAGCUGAUGGCAAAAGUAUUGAUGCUGCAAUUAAAAUGCUGAAAGGUAUAAUGACCAAAAAAGAACGGACGACUUUCAUGAAAGUUAUUUUUGCUUAUCAUAUUAUUUAUAUUAAAGGUUAA